This is a messenger RNA of Nilaparvata lugens (brown planthopper), 2360 nucleotides long. RefSeq names its product gamma-glutamylcyclotransferase. The record is from RefSeq and is a predicted model, not a curated record. Gene Ontology annotation, molecular function: gamma-glutamylcyclotransferase activity. Bases 441 to 1064 code for a protein of 207 amino acids. NCBI's taxonomy places the organism in Eukaryota, Metazoa, Arthropoda, Insecta, Hemiptera, Delphacidae. The transcript is spliced from 3 exons.
UUUGGGUUGAGUUUAGAUUGAGGUUAUGUUUGACUGCCUGAUAAAAUGAAAGUUAUAUUUUAUGAAAUUUAAUUUUCAAACAAAAACUGUAAUAUCUUUAAAUGAAAAAAACUUUCUUACUUGGAUUGAAACUUGUGUUAUUUGACUUUGUUCAUUUGGUUGAACAAUAUUCUGUACGCCCUAAUUAGGCAUACUUAUUUUUUGUUUACUGAUGAAUUAUAAAUAUUUGAAUAGUUAGGCCUUUUAGAUAAACUUGAAGCUUUUAUAGUUCUGUGAUCCAUUAAUUUACUAUUCAUUUCUUGAAUAAGUAGUUCAUAGAUAAGAAGAGCUGCUGUAAAUUAAAAUAAGUUUCUGUAUGAGCAUUACCUAACUUAUGUUACAAGACGUCACAUUUCCAUGACAUUUAUUAACAUUGUGUAUUAGGUCAACUGCAAAUAAUCAUGAAUGCCCGUAAUACAUUUUUAUAUUUUGCUUAUGGAAGCAAUCUUUUGCAGCAACGUAUUCAUAUAGCAAAUCCAACUGCAAUUUUUAAAACCAUUGCAAAACUUCAAGAUUUUAGAUUAGACUUCAACUACUAUUCCGAAAGAUGGAAAGGCAGUGCUGCCACUAUUGUAGCAGACAGCAAAAGUCACGUUUGGGGAAUAGUGUAUGAAAUUGAUAACAAAGACCAACCCAACUUGGACAGGUACUUGGCAACAGGUGAAUCGUACCGAUCAUUGGCAUUUGCUUACCGGAUUCACUAUUCUUGGAUCAGUAAAGCAAUCACAAAAUGUUUAGAGAGCAUUGUAAAAAAAUUUCUACAUGUUGUCAUGCCAGAGCCAACAGAAGAACAGUUCAAAAAAAUUUCAGCUGAUUUUGAAAGACUCUGGAAUUAUCCGAUGUGCUGUGGAGCGAUCGAUGGAAAACAUAUACGUAUCAUCUGUCCUCCAAAAAGUGGUUCCCUUUAUUUCAAUUAUAAAGGUUUUUUUUUCGGUAGUUUUGUUAGCACUAGUAGAUACACAAGACAGAUUUGUUGCGGUAGAUGUGGGAUCCUAUGGUCGGGAAGGGGAUGCCGGGAUAUUUAAGAAAAGUUAGAUGGGGGAGAAAAUUAUUAAAAAACAAUUCAAUCUACCACAACCAGCCACGAUAGCUGGUACAGAAAUUGAAGUACCCCACGUGAUUUUGGGUGAUGAGGCUUUCUCUUUACAAGAUAACCUCAAGAAGUCAUACCCGAGAGAACAAGCACUGAAUGACAGAGAAAAGGCAAUUUACAAUUGUCGACACAGUCGGGCACGACGCACUACUGAAAAUGCAUUCGGCAUAAUGACUUCAUAUUUUAGAAUAUUUCAUUCUCCGAUUCCUCUGAACCCAGAGAAAGUAGACAAUGUAAUUUUAGCUUGUUGUAUUUUACACAACAUGAUGAGGGAUGCAAAAAUUCCUGCACCUCAACAAAGGCAUCUUGAGGACAUAAAUACACUGACACCAACAGAACACAUGGUGAGCCUUUCAAAACCAGGAAACAGCAGAUCAAAAGAUUCUGCAAUUGAAAUCCGAAACAGAGUUGAAAGCAGAGAAGAGUCGGGAGAAAAUAAUAAGCUACUUCGAGUAAUCAAUAUUGCACGCCUCAUUGCUUGCAAUUAAUAGUCCACACGACAGCUGACUUUUUACUAAGUUACAUUGAGAUAUUAAUUGCAUGCAAUUGAUAAUACACUCGACAGCUGAUUUAUGAUGAAUACUUCUAAAGUCUGAUUUUCACGGUAAUAUUGGCGUUUUAAGGAGACUCAUUUUCGUUUUGUAUUAUCCUUGAAAUGUGAAAUUUCAAAAAAACCUUAUGUGUAUACGUAGACGCGAAGUUCAAAAAGGAAUUCAACUUUGUAUAAUUUUGCAGAUUUGGUAAUUUCUAUUGUGUUUUGUAAAAUAAUAUUGUUGUGACGUUUGUGGUUGGUUGCAGACAAGAAGGUGUAGCGGAAGGUGUGUACAGGGUGAUCAAGGUAGAUGUCGAAAGUCCGCUGGGCAAAUCAUUCACUUGCCGCAGCUAUCAGCUGACAGAUCAACCGCCACCUCUGAAAAACGGAGAAUCUCUUCCUUCUUCUCGAUUUCCGUCGAAAAUCUAUUUAAACACAAUCAUUGCCGGGGCCAUCGAGAAUAAAAUACCAGCCGACUACAUUGACUACCUGAAGAAAAUUCCAUCCAAUGAAUUCAACGGCCCCAUUCACAUGAAUCUAGACUUGCAAAAGUAUUUGAGUUAAUUAGGCCAAAGAAUUACAGUAUUAUCGGUUUGCAGCUGUUUUAAUAAUGAUUUAUGGUUAUAAAAUUAAAAAAAAAUAUUGAUGAAAAUGAUGAUGUACUUAGUACUUAUUAUAUCAAUGUGAUAGUAAAUA